AUGCAGCCUCCCAGGGCGCGGCCCGUGGCUGGGAGCAGCCUCAUCGGUGGCACUCUCGGCUGCUAUGCUCAUUUCCGCUCAUUCCCGGCCCUCAGACCCCUCGUGAAGCCCGAGAUCGUCAAAAAGAGGACCAAGAAGUUCAUCCGGCGCCAGUCAGACCGCUUUGUCAAAAUUAAGCGCAACUGGCGGAAACCCAGAGGCAUCGACAGCAGGGUGAGGAGGAGGCUCAAGGGCCAGACCUCGAUGCCCAGCAUAGGUUAUGGAAGUGACAAAAAGACAAAGCACAUGCUGCCCAGCGGCUCCUGGAAGUUCCUGGUGCACAGUGUGAAGGAGCUGGAGGUGCUGCUGAUGUGCAACAAGUCUCACUGUGCGGAGAUGGCUCACAACGUCUCCUCUAAGAACCGCAAAGCCAUCGUGGAAAGAGCAGCCCAGCUAGCCAUCUGGGUCACCAAUCCCAAUGCCAGGCUGCCCAGUAAAGAAACCAAGAUGGCCUUACGCCACCUCUGGGAGCUGGCAGGGGAUGGAAGCGGUGGCAGUGACUACCGCAAGAUCUUGGGGCCCCCACAGAUGUAUGAGGGGCUUGGAGAGAAAAACUACUUCUGCACAAACACUGAGCCCUACAAGGAAGGUUCCGUGUUCCAUGAUGACGGCGGAGACCUUCAUGAAGCGUCAAAUGUCAACAGCUUCACCAGGUUCUGCAAAUAA
Molecule: messenger RNA, 705 nt
Organism: Octodon degus (degu)
Lineage: Eukaryota; Metazoa; Chordata; Mammalia; Rodentia; Octodontidae
Product: 60S ribosomal protein L32-like
Exons: 4
Coding region: 1-705 (234 amino acids)
Biological process (GO): translation
Cellular component (GO): cytosolic large ribosomal subunit; ribosome
Molecular function (GO): structural constituent of ribosome
Source: RefSeq, a predicted model, not a curated record